Messenger RNA from Plasmopara halstedii, 690 nucleotides. RefSeq lists its product as uncharacterized. The record is from RefSeq and is a predicted model, not a curated record. Bases 1 to 690 code for a protein of 229 amino acids. The transcript has a single exon. NCBI's taxonomy places the organism in Eukaryota, Oomycota, Peronosporomycetes, Peronosporales, Peronosporaceae.
AUGGGUAAGCGGCGACACAUGCGCAACAUGCUAACAGUGUCGGACGGUUACUGGGGAUUUGUUCAUCAGAAACGCUUCUAUCGCUGGAUUUAUGCAUCACUUACAUUCUUUGCCAUCUUUGCUGUGGUCGUGGCUUUCUUUGACGUUGGUGCCGGUACGUCGCAUGCUGCCAGAUUCGUGGCAAGCAAAUAUACAAAGGGUGAGCUAGAUGAGAACCAGCGACUGCUGCAAUGGAUUUACAUCUUCUAUCCAACACCUUUUGCUUUUGCGUGGUUUCUUGUCUACUUCGCCAAAUUCCUUUUUUGCUGGAAAAUCAAGCGAUUGCGAAAGGCACGCAAUUACAAGUACAACCUCAUGCUGGCUUCAUUGAUCAUCGCAAUCUUUUACGCCGUCAUACUGAAAUCUGUACUUAAAAUGAAGCUCUACUCGGGUCCUAAGUUACGUAGUGCAUUGGUGAUUGGACUUUGCGAGCUUGGACUUGUGGGCAUUCAGGUGUUUGAUGAGCGGAAAGAACGCAAAGAGCGGCAUAAGAUGAAAAAGAUUUUACGGGAACAGAAAGCAGAGGAGAAUUUGGUGCAUCAGCGACAUGAGCACUUAUCUGGUGAUGCAUCAUCCCACCAAGUUUCGCCUUCUACGGAUAUUGCGAAUGCAAGAGACGGAGGAGAAAUGGUUAUCGUUGAGGGCAGGUAG